This is a messenger RNA of Manihot esculenta (cassava), 768 nucleotides long. Its product is annotated as 15.7 kDa heat shock protein, peroxisomal. The transcript has 2 exons. Gene Ontology annotation, biological process: protein folding; response to salt stress; response to hydrogen peroxide. The record is from RefSeq and is a predicted model, not a curated record. Lineage: Eukaryota; Viridiplantae; Streptophyta; Magnoliopsida; Malpighiales; Euphorbiaceae.
UAUCAAAUAAUGGCAGGAAAUAGGAUAAAGCCCAGAGAAGCUUCUGGACUCUCUCCCUCUAUAAAUUUAAGAAAAACCAAACCCAUCUCCCAUUGAAAGGAGCUCGCUCUGUGCUGUGGAUUCUGCAAGUAGCAAUGGCUGAUGGUAUCUUCGGAUUCGGUCACCCUUUUAGGCGACUCUUCUGGAGCCCUUAGUUGUUCCGCGAAUACUCUGGAUCACGACCUCUCAUGGACUGGAUUGAAACCUCCUCUGCUCAUAUCCUCAAAUUCAAUGUUCCUGGGUAUAACAAAGAGGAAAUAAAGGUUCAAGUUGAAGAAGGAAAUAUUUUGCACAUAAGAGCAGAGGUUGGUAAAGAGGAUGACCAUGGAAAUGACGCAAUUUGGCAUGUUGCAGAGAGAGGGACAGGAAAGAAAAGCUUUUCUCGAGAAAUUGGAUUGCCAGAAAAUGCAAAGGUGGAUCAAAUUAAGGCUCAGGUAGAGAAUGGUGUGCUCACCAUUGUUGUGCCAAAGGAUGCAAGUCCAAAACCAUCUAAAGUGAGAAAUAUUAACAUCAGUAGCAAACUUUGAAAUGGAAAUCUGAUGCUUCAUUUGCACUGAAGUUAGCAGAAAAUAAUGUUGGCUUUCUGAAACUUUUGUUCCUCUGCAAAUUUGCUGAUAAAAUUUGCCCUGUCAUAGACAUUACCCAAAGGCCAUGAGGACUAUUAUAAAUUUGUAAAAUUUCUCAAAUUUUAUAGUAUCUAAACUCUUAGUGUCCAUAAAAUUUAUGGAA